CCCUGCGCCCUGGCCCGCGCGCCCCAGGUCUCUUCCCUGCGCCCUGGCCCGCGCGCCCCGGGUCUCUUCCCUGCUCUGAGCCCAGGCUGCGCUUCCCGGGUCCGGCACCGCACGGCCGGCAGGCAGCCAGGAUGCAGGCCCCGCACAAGGAGCACCUGUACAAGCUGCUGGUGAUCGGCGACCUGGGCGUGGGUAAAACCAGCAUCAUCAAGCGCUACGUGCACCAGAACUUCUCCUCGCACUACCGGGCCACCAUCGGCGUGGACUUCGCGCUCAAGGUGCUCCACUGGGAUCCCGAGACCGUCGUGCGCCUGCAGCUCUGGGACAUCGCAGGUCAAGAAAGAUUUGGAAACAUGACAAGGGUCUAUUACCGGGAAGCUAUGGGUGCAUUUAUUGUCUUCGAUGUCACCAGGCCAGCCACAUUUGAUGCAGUGGCAAAGUGGAAAAAUGAUUUGGACUCCAAGUUAACUCUCCCUAAUGGCAAACCAGUUUCAGUGGUUUUGUUGGCCAACAAAUGUGACCAGGGAAAGGAUGUACUCAUGAACAAUGGCCUCAAGAUGGACCAGUUCUGCAAGGAGCACGGUUUCGUGGGAUGGUUCGAAACAUCAGCCAAGGAAAACAUAAACAUUGACGAAGCCUCCAGAUGCCUGGUGAAACACAUACUUGCAAAUGAGUGUGACCUAAUAGAGUCCAUUGAGCCGGACAUCGUGAAGCCCCAUCUCACCUCGCCCAAGGUUGUCAGCUGCUCCAGCUGUGCCAAAUCCUAGGAGGCCCCUUUGCUGGUACAAGAUACAAGAUAGGAAUAAUCACAUCACCCCACGAAUUGUGCCUCACUUGUUACCAUUGUGGGUAAACGUCAGGGUAGAGAAACAUGUGCCAGGCCAGAGACCUAGCCUGUAUCUUUUCUAUAAGAGAGAAAAAGAAUAGGCUCUUUUAAAAUUUCCCUCCCACCAUCCAUCAGCACAGUGUUUACAAGCUUUUUAAAAUAUUGAGUCUGUUACAAAAUCCUGUUGUGCAGCUGACCAAAAUUCUGCAGGGCCAGAGUCAGCCCUGUUAUUUGCUUCUUUGGGUCAGCAGAAGGCUCAGGUUUUCAAGAGAAGCGGGAGAGAGCAACGUAGCCGUCAAGUUAAGCACUGGCUUUCGCCUCGCCCUGGUGUCUUUGUCCAGAUUUCAGUGUAUUCCCUGAUGACCUGACAGGCCUACUAAGUAGAUGUGAUAUUUUCUCCAGAGCUCCAUUGUCGGCAGACCUAAGAGUCGCCUCUGAUUUAGCUGUUCAGAGUCCUGCGCUAGGAGUCCUGUGUUUUCCUUCCCUUCACUGUCGCUUGCCAUGCCCUGGACCUUGGUUUCACUGAAAAGUGCCUGAAAAUCCCUGUCCCCGUGUGCCUUUCUGUUAGCUCCGACCCCAGCAGUGGGACUCUUCUGCCCAUGUGAUAUAUAUGAUAUAUAUUUUCACAAGUGAACAAUAAAAGGUUAAAAGAUGCUGUUUCACUAUUUA
This is a messenger RNA of Nycticebus coucang (slow loris), 1495 nucleotides long. RefSeq names its product RAB38, member RAS oncogene family (gene RAB38). Gene Ontology annotation, molecular function: GTPase activity; GTP binding. Gene Ontology annotation, biological process: vesicle-mediated transport. The transcript has 3 exons. The coding region runs from base 132 to 767 and encodes 211 amino acids. Gene Ontology annotation, cellular component: vesicle; trans-Golgi network; Golgi apparatus. Lineage: Eukaryota; Metazoa; Chordata; Mammalia; Primates; Lorisidae. The record is from RefSeq and is a predicted model, not a curated record.